GCAAAGCCAGGGGAGCCCUGUCUCAAGUUCUCUCUUUCCGUCUCACGUCCCUGCUCUGCUCUCCGUCUUGCCAGCCGCUGCUUCUGCCUCGUCCUCUGCAGCCAUGGCGGUCGGGAAGAACAAGCGGAUUUCCAAGGGGAAAAAGGGCGGGAAGAAGAAAAUUGUCGAUCCUUUCUCCAAGAAGGACUGGUAUGAUAUCAAGGCACCCAAUAUCUUCACGCAAAAGGCGUUGGGAAAGACUCUUGUGACAAGGACUGCCGGCACCAAGAUUGCCUCCGAUGGUUUGAAGGGCCGUGUGUUUGAGGUCUCCUUGGCUGAUUUGCAAAAUGACGAGGACCAGGCUUUCCGCAAGAUUAAGCUGAGGGCUGAGGACGUGCAGGGCAAGAAUGUUCUCACCAACUUCUGGGGUAUGGAUUUAACAACCGACAAGCUGCGGUCCCUUGUGCGCAAGUGGCAGAGUCUUAUCGAGGCUCAUGUAGAUGUUAAGACCACGGAUAACUACCAGCUUCGCAUUUUCUGCAUUGCAUUCACGAAAAAGAGGCCGAACCAGAUUAAGAAGACUUGCUACGCUCAAAGCAGCCAGAUCCGUCAGAUUAGGCGCAAGAUGAGGGAAAUUAUGACCAAGGAAGCCCAGAGUUGCGACUUAAAGGAGUUGGUUGGCAAGUUUAUUCCCGAAGCCAUUGGAAAGGAAAUUGAAAAGGCAACUCAAGGAAUCUACCCUCUGCAGAAUACAUUCAUCAGAAAAGUGAAGAUUCUGAAGGCUCCAAAGUUCGAUCUGAUGAAGCUCAUGGAGGUUCACGGCGACUACAGCGAGGAAGUCGGUGCCAAGAUCGAGAGGCCUGUCGGAGAUGAUGCCGAGACUGAAGCUGUCACCGAGCCAGUUCCUGGGGCUUAGGCUGGAUUUACAUACUCUGCUCAGUUUUACACAAUGUAAUGAAUCGCUAAUGGCCUCAAUCUGUCUUUUAAUUGUACGAGUGGAUUAGCACCAAAUCUUUUCCGUGUGGAGACGAGUCUGAAUGUUUCAUGUCUUUCACUGAGCUACACAUUGUAUUUAUAGCUUCUGCGAAAGCACUUGAAAGUCCCUGCUCUUCCGUCGAAAUGGCACAACCCAUUGCGCUAGCUGUGUUCUGGCUAGGUAUUUCUCCUUAAGCACAUCCACAAAAUUCUUGUUACUGUGCUGUGUGUGGUUUUCUUAGACCUGUCUCCUUCGUGCAAGAUCAUCGAAGUGGAAUCCAAGUCAGCUGGAAGGCCUAUUGGAGUGUGUAAAAUUGUACUUCCUUCGCAUGUUGUGGCCCACUUCGCCUCAGGGCAGUGACUCUGAGCCACAAUCAUCGAGUGUCAGGGCUUAUGUGUAGCACGAACUUGUCGUAAGAAGGGAUGGGAAAUAAGUGUGAACAGGCGUCCAUGAACUGUUCGGGUUGUGAAGCAGGGGUAAAAGGUUGGAAUCCGGGAGCAUGCUCCUUGGAACCCUUGCGCGAGACCAUUCAAGGUUUUGAAGACCUGAAUUCAUUAUUCAA
Molecule: messenger RNA, 1517 nt
Organism: Physcomitrium patens
Lineage: Eukaryota; Viridiplantae; Streptophyta; Bryopsida; Funariales; Funariaceae
Product: small ribosomal subunit protein eS1y
Biological process (GO): translation
Cellular component (GO): ribosome
Molecular function (GO): structural constituent of ribosome
Source: RefSeq, a predicted model, not a curated record